This is a messenger RNA of Sphaeramia orbicularis (orbiculate cardinalfish), 1965 nucleotides long. RefSeq names its product glycine C-acetyltransferase (gene gcat). Gene Ontology annotation, molecular function: pyridoxal phosphate binding; glycine C-acetyltransferase activity. Gene Ontology annotation, cellular component: mitochondrion. The record is from RefSeq and is a predicted model, not a curated record. Bases 87 to 1376 code for a protein of 429 amino acids. Gene Ontology annotation, biological process: L-threonine catabolic process; biosynthetic process. NCBI's taxonomy places the organism in Eukaryota, Metazoa, Chordata, Actinopteri, Kurtiformes, Apogonidae. The transcript has 9 exons.
CUACGUACGCAGUCACGUCUGAACCCUAGUUGUACAAUUCAGCCUCCCUGCCACGCGUUGACACUCUAAACUCGGCUUCUUUCGUCAUGUCCCUCCGAAAAGCGGCUGUGAGUUUGGUGAAACCGGUCCGGGGUGUCCUGCGGCCCUUGUCCUCGGUGGUCUUGAACCGGUCCUACUCGGCUGCGGCCGCCGGAGCCAGAGCGGUUCUGGAGAACGAGCUGGACUCGAUUCGAGCCGCAGGGACGUGGAAGGGGGAGAGGAUCAUCACGUCAAAGCAGGGACCUCACAUCAACGUAGACGGCAGCGGAGGUGCCAUAUUGAACUUCUGUGCCAACAACUAUCUGGGGCUCUCCAGUCAUCCAGAGGUGGUGCAGGCGGGGAUCGAUGCUCUUAAACAAUAUGGUGCUGGUCUGAGCUCAGUCAGAUUUAUCUGUGGCACACAGGACCUACAUAAACAUCUGGAGCAGAAGCUUGCAGAAUUCCAUGAGAGGGAAGACUGCAUCCUGUAUGCCAGCUGUUUUGAUGCCAAUGCUGGUCUGUUUGAGGUUCUAAUGGGCCCAGACGAUGCAGUGCUGUCUGAUGAACUAAACCACGCCUCCAUCAUCGACGGGAUCCGCCUGUGUCGGGCCAAGAGGCUGCGCUACAAACACAUGGACCUCAAUGACCUGGAAACGAAGCUCAAAGAGGCUCAGUCAUCUCGUAUGCGUCUCAUCGUGACAGACGGUGUGUUCUCCAUGGAUGGAGAUGUGGCUCCAUUACCUGGAAUUUGUGACCUGGCUGAACAGUACGGAGCCAUGGUGUUCAUAGAUGAAUGUCAUGCCACUGGGUUUCUGGGACCCCGGGGCAGAGGAACAGAUGAACUUCUGGGGGUGAUGGACAGAGUUCACAUCGUAAACUCCACCCUGGGAAAAGCACUGGGAGGAGCCGCCGGUGGGUACACAGUGGGCCCAAAGCCACUCAUCGACCUGCUGAGGCAGCGCUCACGGCCCUAUCUAUUCUCCAACUCCCUCCCCCCUCCUGUGGUGGGCUGUGCCACCAAAGCUGUGGAGCUGCUACUCGCCUCCAGCGAAAUCGCACAGAGCAUGACGGCCAAAACCAUGAGGUUUAGAAACAGUAUGACUCAGGCUGGCUUCACCAUCGCAGGCACCGCCCACCCCAUCUGUCCUGUGAUGCUCGGCGAUGCCCGCCUGGCUUCUCUGAUGGCCGACGACAUGCUGAAGCACGGUGUAUAUGUGAUCGGGUUCUCCUACCCAGUCGUACCGAAGGGCAAAGCCAGAAUCCGAGUUCAGAUUUCAGCAGCACACACCGAUGAAGACAUCGACCGCUGUGUCAACGCUUUCAUCCAGACGGGCAGAAAACAUGGAGUCAUUUCCUGAGUCGGACAAAUGAGCAGGAAUCAACAGGAUUCAGCAAAAUGAGAGUUACUGAAGAACCUUAAACUGCUUGCCCUUGCAGAUCUGUGACUGUUACGCAGGACCUAUGAAUGAUUUUUAUGCAAAUAUUAGUUAUGUUUGUGGGUCAGUGGAGGUUAAUGUUAUUUUCGAGCUGACUGAGGCACUUUUGCUAAGAUGUGCAGCCGUUGGUAUUUGAAUAAAAAAGGCACUUAAGUCUAUUUAGAGAACAAAUGCUCAUUAGAGACAAAAUGUUUCUACAGAGACCUUGUAUCAGCUGAUAAUAGACAAGAUUGUUACUUAGACAUUCACCUGUUGUAUAGAAGGUGAUCAAGAGAAUUGGAGGAAUAAUUACAACAAACUUGGUAACAUUACAUUUAAACUAAUGUUAUUAAACCCUGUUUAUUUGGAGUGAGCCUGAUUAUAGUCAUGUAUAUUAAAAUUGAUCAAGUUUACAGAUAACUUUUCUCAGAAGGAGAGCUGCUUUGUAUUAGUAAUUUUACACUAAAUGAUCCACAUAGCUGCACCCUCUGCUAUUUUAUGAGAAAAUAAAGUGUAAAGCCUAUUCUACUGA